AUGCUCUGGUGGCGGUUGCUUGCACUCCGCCUCGACCCCGGAUUUCCUUUCGUCUAUCUCCUUGUGUCUCACUAUUGCACCUUCCGUGCCUACACCGACCCCCUCAACUCCUCAGGCCAGUCUGCAUCCAACAGCUUAAACCCGCCCUCGAUCCCGCCUCCCCCACCUCCCCCGCCACCGCUGAACAUCCCCCCUUCCCGUGCCCGCAUGGCCUUUGCGGCUCGGCUUGCCUCGAAGCGCAAGGAAGCAGAAGAAGCGGGUGAGGACGGCGACCUCAGCGAGGACAAAGGCCUGGGUAGGGGUGGCAUGAGCUCGUUGCUCCAGCAAGGCAAGGAAAAGGAAGGCGAUGGACAGCUGCGGAACCCGUUCGCGGAUGACGAGGACGAUGAUGAGCAGAGUGACGAUGAGGAUGAAGAGGAUGACGAAGGCGACCUCGGGCGCGGCGAGAAUGCCAGCGGACAAGGUAGCAGCUGGAACCGGGGAGGGUGGUGGCGCGGGGCUCUGGGCAACAGAAAAGACAAGAGCGCCAAAGAGACCUUCGGCGACGGCAGAGACUCCACUGACUCGGAAGACGAGGCCGAGGGCCAGGGCGGCGAUGGCGGCAACAGCAGCGACGAGGAGUUUGGCGACUUCGCCAUGCCCGAGUCGUCGGGAACCGCUGCCGAGGCCAGUGGGACAACGUCGGGCUUCGAUGCGGAGCGGGAAAAGGUGCUGGUCAAGCCAAUGCCUGUGCACCCACCCGGCGGCGGCGGGAACAAAGGCAACUUCUUGGGGCUGUGGCCUUUUGCGAAGAAGGACAAGGACAGUAGCCCUACUAAGGAGCAAGCCGGUGCCGAAAAGACGGCUGACGCCGCGGCUACCUCCGAGAAACCCAUCGAAGCACAGGCAGCGGACGAGGCUGCCCAGGAAGAAAAAGAGAAGGAAGCUGCUAUCGACACGGACGGUGUAAAAGAGGACGAGAAGGCCAAAGCCGAGCCCCCUGUCGUGCUGAGCGAGGACGGCGAGAAGGUGCAGCCGGCCGUCGAGGCAAAGCGGCGCACGAGCAUCGAGGAGCCCGAUGAGGGCGACGAGGUUGUUGUCUAG
Messenger RNA from Diaporthe citri, 1083 nucleotides. RefSeq lists its product as uncharacterized. The coding region runs from base 1 to 1083 and encodes 360 amino acids. NCBI's taxonomy places the organism in Eukaryota, Fungi, Ascomycota, Sordariomycetes, Diaporthales, Diaporthaceae. The record is from RefSeq and is a predicted model, not a curated record. The transcript is spliced from 2 exons.